This is a messenger RNA of Diospyros lotus (date-plum), 1134 nucleotides long. RefSeq names its product 60S ribosomal protein L7a-2. Gene Ontology annotation, biological process: ribosome biogenesis. NCBI's taxonomy places the organism in Eukaryota, Viridiplantae, Streptophyta, Magnoliopsida, Ericales, Ebenaceae. The transcript has 7 exons. Bases 117 to 893 code for a protein of 258 amino acids. The record is from RefSeq and is a predicted model, not a curated record. Gene Ontology annotation, cellular component: ribonucleoprotein complex.
UGGCGUACUACACACUGAACGGGCUGCUCCUGCUUUUGUUCUAGGGUUUUUGCGUCGCCGUCUGCGAACCCUAAUCGUGUUGCUCGGCCAAGCCACGGAAUCCGAAUCUUGCCCAAAUGGCUCCGAAGAAAGGUGUCAAGCCAGUCGCUGCAGCUAAGAAGAAACCGGAGAAGGUAGUGAACCCCCUGUUCGAGAAGCGGCCGAAGCAGUUUGGCAUAGGGGGAGCAUUGCCUCCGAAGAAAGAUCUGCACCGGUUUGUGAAGUGGCCCAAGGUCGUUCAAAUUCAGAGAAAGAGAAGGAUUCUCAGCCAGCGUUUGAAGGUUCCACCACCCUUGAACCAGUUUACCAAAACCCUUGACAAGAACCUUGCAACCAACCUCUUCAAGAUGCUUCUCAAAUACAGGCCUGAGGAUAAAGCAGCAAAAAAGGAACGCCUUUUGAAAAGGGCUCAGGCUGAGGCUGAAGGAAAACCAGUUGAGGCAAAAAAGCCUAUUGUAGUGAAAUAUGGUCUUAACCAUGUUACCUAUCUCAUUGAGCAGAAUAAAGCACAAUUGGUUGUUAUUGCUCAUGAUGUGGAUCCAAUAGAGUUGGUUGUCUGGCUUCCUGCAUUGUGCAGAAAGAUGGAGAUCCCAUACUGCAUUGUGAAAGGAAAAGCUCGGUUGGGAACUAUUGUGCACAAGAAAACUGCAGCCGUUCUUUGCCUGACGACGGUUAAGAAUGAGGACAAGUUUGAGUUCAGCAAAAUCUUGGAGGCUAUCAAGGCCAACUUCAAUGACAAAUAUGAUGAGUAUAGGAAGAGGUGGGGUGGCGGUAUCAUGGGUUCCAAAUCCCAAGCCAAAACCAAGGCCAAAGAAAAGCUUCUUGCAAAGGAGGCUGCUCAGAGGAUGAACUAAACAGAGAUUUUUUCCGUGCUUAUCAGGAUGAAGCUAUUGGGGGCUUGUUUCUAUUCUAAAGUUUUGUUAUUUCAAUUGCAUUUGCAUACCAAAAUGCUGAGUUUUUGUUUUUGUUCAGGACAGGUCAUGUUUAGAACAGUAGUAGUGGUAAUUUAUGGAUUUGCAGUUACUGUUAUGUGUUUAAAUUAGAUUCUGUUGCUUUAAGCUUAAUUUGGUAAAGUACUGGAGGAAACAGAAAGGA